Molecule: messenger RNA, 1182 nt
Organism: Chenopodium quinoa (quinoa)
Lineage: Eukaryota; Viridiplantae; Streptophyta; Magnoliopsida; Caryophyllales; Amaranthaceae
Exons: 6
Coding region: 1-1182 (393 amino acids)
Source: RefSeq, a predicted model, not a curated record
AUGGGAUACAAUCAUAUGAGCUUUCAACUUUCUGCUGAGGAUGUUGUAUGGAAAAAGUUAUAUGAGAAACAUAAGUCUGCCAAAACUUUUAGAAAGAAGGGAUGUAAGCAUUAUGAUAAAUUAUGCACAAUUUAUGGGGAUACAACCGCUAUUGGUGCUAGUUCACAUCCUUCUACUAAAAGCCCUUCUGAGAGUGAGGAUGAAGAUGACACAGAUGGAGAAGGGGGUGACUCAAGAAAACAAUGUGAAGAGGGUCCUAAAAACAAAAACAAAAUCAAGCCUAAUGUCAAUCGUAAGAAACUUAGGGAUAGUGUUAAUGUAGGAAUGGCGGAUGCCUUGAUAGUUAUGGAUUUUGACAUUGAAGAUAUUUUAUCGGAUUCUGAUGAGGAAGAUUUUCAACAAAUAUUGACAAUUUAUAUUAACUUACAAAAUAACGGACUUAUAGCGGAUAGAUUUCAACAUUCCUUAGAAUCUACUCACCGCCAUUUUGGAAAGGUUUUGUAUGCCAUUGCAUCAUUAUCGAAGCAUUGGACUGUUCCUCCGGCAUUUGAUGAAACACCUCCAGAAAUAAAAAAUAACCCAAGAUACUAUCCGAUUUUCAAGGAGCUAGAUGGAACUCAUGUAUCAGCACGUGUGCCACAAGAUGAUCAAAUUCCCUAUCGUGGAAAAGAAAAAAAGUCUACGAUGAAUGUAAUGUGUGCUUGCUCAUUUGACAUGAAAUUUACAUUUGUGAUGGCUGGGUGGGAAGGUUCGGCUAAUGAUUCAAGAAUUUUUUGGGAAACAAUUACAAAUGUAGAAGAGACCAAGUUUCCUAUGCCUCCUACUAGAAAGUAUUAUCUUGUAGACUCAGGCUAUACAAAUAUACCAGGAUUUCUUCCACCGUAUCGUGGAGAACGAUAUCAUUUGCGUGAUUAUAGAGGAGCAACAAGCCCACAAGGUCCUGAGGAAAUAUUUAAUUAUACACAUUCUUCAUUGAGAAAUGUUAUUGAAAUAUGCUUUGGGGACGGAGAUCCUUUGUUCAUACAGUAUGCGGAUGAAAAUGUCGAACUAGAAGAUGAUGCAAUCAACAACAAUGGAUCCGAGGACCUAGUGACUCCUUCUGUAAGUCAACAAGAACUUCAAAGAAUGGCUCAGUUUCGAGAUCAUUUGGCAACAAGAUUGUGGGAAAGACAAAAUUCAUAA